AUGCAUAGUGUGUUUCGACUGAGGAGAAGCUUGACUUUGGGGCGUCGGAUCCACUACCGCAGUGUAGGACUAUCUCACGUAAGAGCGAUUGGCGCUGAAAUGGCAGAAUGCGACAGGGCCAAGCCUUGCCCACCACUAAACCACGCUGGCUGGCUGGAUCGCGAUGACGGCAGUGCGGAGUUUCCCCCGGCUUUAAAAAAACGGCGAUUCGACAAGGAUUGUUAA
Molecule: messenger RNA, 225 nt
Organism: Pyricularia oryzae 70-15
Lineage: Eukaryota; Fungi; Ascomycota; Sordariomycetes; Magnaporthales; Pyriculariaceae
Exons: 4
Coding region: 1-225 (74 amino acids)
Source: RefSeq, a predicted model, not a curated record